GCUUCCGAACCAUCACCCACUCGCCGACGUCGCCCUAAAUUUCACUUUCAACACUUUCCAAAUUUACCUUCAUUUUCUAUGUCAAAACUACUGCAUGAGCUACUUAGCCAAUAGAUGUCAUCACGCUCGAGCGCUUUUGGCUUUUUCUCAUCUAGGGUACACCAUCUAAUUGUUCGAUUGUCCUCCAAAUUGGCAAAAGACUAAUGGUAUCCAUCGAUAUUGGGAAAUGCUCUAAAUCUGCAUCGAUCUUUCUGGUCCAAUUUACGUUCCCAAGCCGCAACGACUGAUAGGCACUCAAGGCAGAGCAGUUGGUUUACGAUGAAGUAGAAUAAUUUGCCUUUGUCCUGGGCCUCGCAGGAGUCUGAAUUUAGAGGGUAUCGUAACGGUGUUUCAUUGAGUUGCACUUUCAAAGGCUAUUCCUUUCGUCCCUAGUGUGCUGAUUUACGCGCAACUUGUGAAUGAAGCUGCAAAUUUUUCUCUCUUUCCCCUCGAGACUACUGUGGUGUGCACAGAAACGCGAUCUAUAUGGAAGCUCUGUUCCAUCUUUCUACAUGUGCCAUCCUGGACAAGGCGUGUCUGUGGUGGUGUCGUUGGUGGUCAAGUUUGGGCACUAGUUGAAGUUAGUCCGACGACCACACCAUCCUACUAUUCCGACACCCUCACCUUCUGGACUGACGUUUUCCUUCGAGGGUCAUGUCGACUAUGCAUGGGCAGGGGCGGAAGCCUGUUGUCAUUGUCCAGUUUCUACUUGCGCCAACGCCUACAAGCCCUCCACUACUGCCUUGCGUGUUCCAGUCUACCUGUUUCUAUCCCAUGCGAACAAUGCGAUCGUUUCGACGACAAGUUAGCUAUGUCUUAUGUUCGUUGUACUAGAUAGUCUUUAUGAAUGCAAAUCCAUUGUUAUGUGCCACAAUCAUUUGGCGCUCCGACGAGCUGUGUUCUGCAUAAUAGAGUUUGUCAGUCUGUUGAGGACGUUCGUCACCGUUGUCCAAACCUUGAACUAGGCACAACUUCCUGCUGCCUCUUAACGCUCUCAUUAAUUAUUAGACCGUCGACUAUGUCGUCGAGCCACGAAGCAGAGAAGAAGGCGAUUAGAGCCGCCGCGCUAAACGACCUGAAAUUCAAACGAGCAAUUCACUCAAACCAGUCUUCGUCAUCUUCGUCGGGAUCGACCAAGAUUCAAGCCUCUUACAAGCAACCUCCGCCGCAGUCGAGAGAUGGCACAAUUUCUUCACGAUUUUUUCCGGUUACCUCUCCUAUCAUCGGCAAUAUCCUCGUACCCUCCAGUCCUUCACCAUCUUCUCAAAACCAAGGAAACUAUCAUCCAUACAGCUACCAGCCUUCCACUGACGUGGCAUCGGGUUUGGGUCGUGGACAGUCGCGUCUGUGGGGAUUGCAAGAACACUCACCUGGAUACGAUCCAUCGACUGCUCUUAGCGGUUUCCACAGCGCAAACGGCACUCAUCCACCUCUUCAUCGUCCGACAAUCCCCGGUCGCCAACCUACUCCAAAACGUGGGAUUUCAGACGUUGUUGUCCCCCCCGAAUCCUCUGGAGCCAUCGAUUCACCAGGCUCUCCUGUUAUUCAACGAGCUGGAAAACGACGCAAAGUCGUGAACGGUCUCGAUGCAGCAACAUCCUCGGACGAGUCUUUACCCGAAAUUGCAGGUCCUUCGAGGCCACGAAUCAUCAGAGGCCGGACAGAAGCGGAGAAGACAACUCAACCAGAUCUACUCUCUGACCCUCGGUUCUUUACGUUCAAGAUCACCCAUCCUGCUGAACCUCCAGACCGCGUCAAAGCUGCUUGGCUGCAGGCAGAGCAAGAUUCCACCAAAGCCACGACGCUACUUCUUGAUGCAAAGUGGUCUCCUAAUGUCACCCCUCCAAAGUUAUCGUUAGCGGAGCGAGGAAAGGUAGACGCUGUAAUUGAGGCUUCGAAACAACAACGAUUGGCGGUGAAGGAAAAAGGGAAGAAGUCCAUGAUAUACGCCAAUAGAUUGGAUCUGUCGACCACCAGUACCCAGAAUACUACUGCUACUGCCUCACCACCCAAUAGCGACAUUAUAGACCUCACUGCAUCACCAGCUUCUGUGCCUCCCCGACCUAAGAAGCGUAUAAAAAAGAUGAUAUUGGACUCAGAGUCGGAGAACACUGAUAGCGAGGACGAAAACCCACGAAAGCGGACUAAGCAAGAGAACACUGUUGAAUGGCAGGCAUUGACUUUCUUCAACACCAAAGCACCCGAAGCCCUGCAGGAGCUCACAGGGUGCACACUAGAACAAGCUCAGGCAAUUAUUGCCAAACGCCCCUUUGAUACGGUGGAAGAUCUCAAUGAAAAGCUCGGACAAGGAAAGAAGAAAGCUGGUCCCGCUGGCAUCAGCCCCCGCAUGUUCGAGGACUGCGUCGACAUUUUCCAUGGAUACGAUAUCGUGGACAAUCUUCUCGAAGAUUGUGAACAGAUAGGAGCCAAACUACGUUCUUCCAUAUCAAGCUGGGGUCCUACCUCUAUCGAGCGAGACGAUUCAUCAGGCAACAUAGCUGAGGACGGUGCCCUGAGCCUGCGGACCCUCUUGCCUUCAAAGGAAAGGAAGCUGAAAGGCUAUUUGGACCAGCAACCCUCACUUGUGUCAAGCAACGUGAAACUGAAGGAUUAUCAACUCAUGGGCGUUAAUUGGCUCCACCUUCUCUAUAGGAGCAAUCUCAGCUGUAUUCUAGCGGACGAGAUGGGACUUGGCAAGACUAUACAAGUCAUAAGCUUUUUCGCUUAUCUGAAGCAGCAGGGCAAUAAGGGACCGCAUCUUGUGGUUGUGCCCUCGUCGACACUUGAAAACUGGUGUCGAGAAUUCGCGCGGUUCGCUCCGUCGGUCUCAAUACAGACCUACUAUGCCGCAAAGGAAGAGCGGGUUCAUUUGAGGCACACUCUGAUGGAAACUCAGCAGCAUCAACGUAAGGAUGGAAAAGGAUGGGAUGUGUUGAUCACCACCUAUAAUCUGGCUCAGGGAGAUGGGGAUCGCAAGUUCUUCAGGCAGAUUGAUUGGGAUUGCUGCGUUUUUGAUGAAGGCCACGUCCUGAAAAACUUUCAGUCGCAACGCUAUAGGGCUCUCCUACGAGUAGAGUCGAAAUGGCGUCUUCUCUUGACAGGCACACCACUGCAGAAUAAUUUACAGGAGCUUGUGUCAUUGAUGAAUUUCAUCCUCCCCGAUCAAUUCGCCGGGACCUUGGAGAAUCUACGUGCGAUCUUUAAGGUCAAAGGUGACUCCAAAGUCAGCUUGCUUGCCCAAGAAAGGGUAUCACGGGCGAAAAAGAUGAUGACGCCGUUUGUGUUGCGCAGACGGAAAGAUCAGGUCCUGGAUGACCUACCGAAGAAGACGGAGCGCAUUGAGUGGUGCGAAAUCACUCAGCUUCAGAAAUCAAUAUACAAGGAGACACUGCAACGAUCCCGCAAGACAAUCAUUGAGGCGGUCGAUACCCCAGAGCCUGAACAGCCCGGUACCAAAUCGAAGGCACCGAAAAAGACUCGUGUCGGAGUGAAUACAAAACCCAAGAAUAAGCAGUUUGUUGAAAACAGUGCCAACGUCUUAAUGGAUCUGCGGAAAGCGGCCCUUCAUCCGAUGCUGUUUCGUUCCCGGUUUACGGAUGACAUUCUUACCGCAAUCACCCAACAACUCUUGAAAGAACCGGAUUUUAAGAAGCGUGGUGCAUUGUUUGAGAUCGUCAAGGAGGAUAUGACAGUAAUGACAGACGCAGAGUUGCAGCAUCUUUGUGGCUUGUACAAGUCAACUCAGAAAUUCCUCCAACCCAAUGACUGUUUUUUGGACUCCGGCAAAAUUCAGGCACUACUGAAGCUUCUCAGAGAGUAUGCAAAGCAAGACAGAAAGAUGUUGAUCUUCUCCCAGUUCACGCAAGUACUUGAUAUCCUGGAGCUUAUUUUCAAGGAACGAAAUAUCAAAUACCUGGUGCUGACGGGCUCAACUCCUGUGGAUGUCCGACAAUCGCUGGUAGACGAGUUCACGGAGGAUGAAUCCAUAUCCGCCUUUUUAUUAUCUACGAAAGCAGGAGGGAUGGGAAUCAAUCUCACUGCCGCAUCUGUAGUAAUAUUGUUCGAUCAAGACUUCAACCCCCACAACGACAGGCAAGCUCAGGAUCGAGCUUACAGGAUCGGACAAAAACGAGAAGUCGAGGUCGUCAGAUUGAUAACCCGGGGUACCAUCGAAGAGGAUAUGUUAAAGCUCGGGGAGAUGAAGCUCGCUUUGGACGAAGCUGUCGCAGGUGAGGAUGGGAAAGGAGAAGACGACGAUGGUGCACCGGAGAACGCGGUUAAAACGUCAUUGAUAAAAACAUUGCGACAACAGCUGAUAGAUGAGGAGGGCUCCGAUUCUACGAAUUGAACAGAAACAUUUUAUGUGUAGAUAGCUUCUUGAUCACUGUGCACUCAUUCCUGUCACCAUCCAUUCAAAGAUCCAAUGACUAGGUGAUACACUC
Molecule: messenger RNA, 4481 nt
Organism: Marasmius oreades (fairy-ring Marasmius)
Lineage: Eukaryota; Fungi; Basidiomycota; Agaricomycetes; Agaricales; Marasmiaceae
Exons: 14
Coding region: 887-4387 (1166 amino acids)
Cellular component (GO): nucleus
Molecular function (GO): ATP-dependent chromatin remodeler activity; ATP binding; DNA binding
Source: RefSeq, a predicted model, not a curated record